This is a messenger RNA of Antrostomus carolinensis (chuck-will's-widow), 279 nucleotides long. RefSeq names its product AP-3 complex subunit sigma-2-like. The transcript has 3 exons. Gene Ontology annotation, biological process: protein transport. The annotation marks the transcript as partial. The record is from RefSeq and is a predicted model, not a curated record. NCBI's taxonomy places the organism in Eukaryota, Metazoa, Chordata, Aves, Caprimulgiformes, Caprimulgidae.
UACUUCGUCUUCUGCGUGGACUCCUCGGAGAGCGAGCUGGGCAUCCUGGACCUCAUCCAGGUGUUUGUGGAGACGCUGGACAAGUGCUUUGAGAAUGUCUGUGAGCUGGACCUCAUCUUCCACAUGGACAAGGUUCACCACAUCCUGCAGGAGAUGGUGAUAGGUGGCAUGGUGCUGGAGACCAACAUGAAUGAGAUCGUGGCUCAGGUGGAAGCCCAGAGCAAGCUGGAGAAGGCGGAGGUGAGUGGUGAUGCCGCGGCUCUUCCCGUGGGAGGCUGA